CGAUUUUUUGUUGACUUCCUCGGAUGCCUGCCGUGGGAUGCCAUCUACAAGGCUAUGGAGAUAUACAUGCAGUGAAUGCAAGAGAAAUGAUAUUCAUAAUGAUUUUUGUCUCCUUCGACAUGCUUCUUGGUGCUUAUUUACUUGGCAACAUGACUGCAUUGGUAGUAAAAGGAUCAAACACAGAAAGGUUCAGAGACAAAAUGACUGAUAUUAUCAAAUAUAUGAACAGAAACAAUCUCGAAAACCAGUUAAGUAAUAGAAUUAAAGAUCAUUUGAGACUACUUUACGAUAGCCACCGCGAUCACGAGUCUCAAGUUCUUCAGGAUAUUCCACCCUCAAUUCGCACAAAGAUCUCGUAUAAAUUAUAUGAACCGUGCAUUAAGGAUACAUCUAUUUUCAGAGGCUGCUCUUCGGGGUUCAUUAAGCAGAUUGCAAUUAAAGUCCAUGAAGAAAUUUUUCUCCCAGGGGAAGUGGUUAUAGAACGAGGAAAUAUAACAGAUCAAUUAUAUAUUGUCUACCAUGGUGACUUGGAUGAAGUACAGAAAGGAGAAGAUGAAGAAGAAGAAGAUGAAGAUGAAGAAGAUGAAGAAGAAGAGAGUACUGUUAAGAGUGUGCAAUCUUGUAACUCAUUUGGGGAAGUUUCUUUUCUAUGCAACAUUCGUCAGCCUUCUACUAUUACAGCUCGUGAACUAUCCAGGGUGUUGCUUCUUGAUAAGAUAUCCUUCAUGCAAAUCCUUGAUAUAUACUUUUCUGAUGGUCACAUCAUCCUGGAAAACCUCCUUGAGGAAAAGGAUGCCAAUCUACGGAACAAGAUAUUGCAGUCCGAUUUCACCCUCUAUAUGGAAAAGCAUGAAUCAGAGAUAGCUACAAGACUAAAUUGUGCUGUCAGUGAGGGGGAUUUUCCUCGCCUAAAACGCUUGAUUGGAGCCGGUGCUGAUCCCAAUAAGACAGAUUAUGAUGGACGAUCACCUUUGCAUAUUGCUGCGUCCAGAGGGUAUGAAGAUAUGACAGUUUUCCUUAUUGAAAAAGGCGUGGGCAUCAACAUUUCAGAUAAGUCAGGAAAUACCCCCUUGCUUGAAGCUGUUAAAAAUGGGCAUGAUCAAAUAGCUUCUCUACUUUCCAAUGCCGGGGCGUCGCUUAUAGUAGAUGAUGCCGGUGAUUUUCUCUGUAAAAUCGUUGCAAGGAAAGACUUGGAUCUCCUAAAAAGAGUUUUGGCCCAUGGCACAAACCCAAAUUCUAAGAAUUAUGAUCACAGAACACCACUUCAUAUAGCUGCCGCAGAAGGGCUUCUCUCAUUUGCAAAAUUACUGAUAGAAACAGGAGCUAGUGUUUUCGUCAAGGACAGAUGGGGAAACAUUCCACUUGAUGAAUCACGUAUAAAUGGAGACAAGAAUAUGAUGAAGCUACUUGAAGUUGCAAGAACUUCUCAGAUGUUUGAGUUCUCCAUUUGCCAUCAGAAAAUUCAAGAUAAGUUGCAGCGAAGAAAAUGCACAGUGUUUUCCUUCCACCCAUAUGAUCUGAAGGAGAGGGAGAGAAGGAAGGAAGGAAUUGUUUUAUGGGUUCCUGAAACCAUGGAAGAGCUUAUUGGUGAAGCAAAGGAGAAGUUGAAAUGUGCAGGUGGUUCUUGUAUUUUAUCUGAAAAUGGAGGGAAAAUUCUUGACAUAAACAUGAUUAGUGAUGAGCAGAAGGUGUUUUUGGUUACUGAAGAAUUAGCUGAGUAAUUAAAUAAUUUUUAUUUCAAGUAAAAUUAGAUGUGUAGAAAAUUGGGAACCUGUCAUCUUUUUAAUUUAUACAAUGUCUUUUGAAGUUAAACCGUGGUCCUGAUUUUUUUUCCUUUUUUCGAUAGUCGGGGUG
Messenger RNA from Pistacia vera, 1854 nucleotides. RefSeq names its product potassium channel SKOR-like. Gene Ontology annotation, biological process: potassium ion transport. The record is from RefSeq and is a predicted model, not a curated record. Lineage: Eukaryota; Viridiplantae; Streptophyta; Magnoliopsida; Sapindales; Anacardiaceae. The transcript has 10 exons. Bases 24 to 1721 code for a protein of 565 amino acids. Gene Ontology annotation, molecular function: voltage-gated potassium channel activity; protein binding.